AUGCAUCAAGAGAGUCAAUACUGCAAAAAGGAGGCGGACAGUAGACCUUGUCAAUCAGUUAUUUCUCCUGACAAUAGUUUAUCGAAACGUUCCAAUAACAUUUUAAGUUAUUCUCUGAGUCGAAGUUUUGAGUCAACAAUACGUGUUGACGACCGUUCCAAUUCUGCUUCAUUUAUCAAAAAACAACCGCAUCCGCACGCAAUGCAUGCUAUAAGUUUGCAUAGUGGACAACAACCUCAUCUUCCUCAGUGGCCACCACCUGACCAUCCUCCACUAACUCCAAUGAACGUGGGAUAUAGUCGUUACUUUUUGGUGCAACAAUUGGAAUAA
Molecule: messenger RNA, 330 nt
Organism: Heterobilharzia americana
Lineage: Eukaryota; Metazoa; Platyhelminthes; Trematoda; Strigeidida; Schistosomatidae
Source: the annotation of a GenBank genome assembly